GACAACACCAUCUAUACCAAGAUGAAUGACUAAACUUCCUGCUCCGUACAAACUGAGUUUGAAUCUGGGUAAUAGUUUUCAACAAUUAAGAUGCUGCCAGGAAGUUGUUUUUGAUUUCAAAUAUCUAAAGUAAUGAACAUUGACAUCCUGCUUUUCAAGUUCUGAAAUAUCACUAAUUACAACUGCGAAGGUUGUGACAAAGAAGAAAUGGUGAAAUUAUGGCAACAACACAUAAUCAACUUUAUUUUCAUCUCAUUGGACGAGCUAAUAUCAUCAAUUUUAUACACCCAUGGCUAUGUUACAAAUCAGUUCCAGUCUGACAUAAAGGAAUUUGAUAUUUCAAGUUCUUUUAUUGACCUGUGGGCACUAUGUUUCUUUAGGUUUUGUCUGAUUUUCGGGACCUCAAUUGGAAUUUCAAUGAACAGAAUUGAUGGGCCAAAGAGACUAAAAUCUGCAGAAAAAUGCCUAAGUUUGGUCUGCCUAAUGAUGCCUUCAUACGCAAUAAUAAAAAUGUUGCUUUACUCUGAAACUGAGAUCUUCCCAGAUGAUCCGUGGUUUUGGGGCCUCUUUGUAUGGACUUUCAUAUCCUCAUUAGUCACCUACCAAAGAGUAUGUCAACUUUCAGGUGUAAAAACAUCAGAUUUAGAACUUGGGCAUUUUGAAGACCUGGAGAGUUUAAUGAACACUGCUUGCAAUCAAGACACAGGGAACACCAAGCAAAGUUCAAAUAUGCUGAAUAGUGCAUGGAAGCUAACAAUAUACUCAAAAAGAAAUGCAAAUUUAUUGGUUGGUGGAAUUGUCCUUAUUUUGAUAAGUACUACAGGAGAGGUCAUUGUUCCUUUUUUACUGGGCAAAGUAUUGGAUUCUCUAUCUCAGGACUCCACGCUUGUCAAUGUAUAUAUAAUCAUAAUGGCAUUAUUAUCUCUUCUAGGGGCAAUUGCAAUGGGUUUAUAUCAAGGUUUGUUUAAUCUGGCAUUUGCUAGGUUAAAUGUUCAAAUACGCUCCGAUUUAUUCACUUCCAUAAUGGAAAGGGACAUCAGUUUCUUCGAUUCUCAUCAGACAGGGGAGCUGACAUCCCUUUUGACAUCGGAUACCACGGUUGUCAGUGACAUCAUCUCACAGAAUGCUGUCGUAUUUUUGCGAUACAUGAUUAAAGCUUUCGAAACAGUUGUGCUCAUGACUAUUAUUUCCUGGAGGCUCUCCAUGAUUUUGAUCAUAGAACUUCCAAUAUUAUUAAUGUUUUCAAGAUAUUUGGGGAGUUAUUACAAGAAACUAGCUCAACACAUUCAGCAAGCUUUGGCAAAAGCAAACAAUACAGCAGAGGAAAACAUCUCAGGCAUAAAAACUGUACGUAGUUUUGGUAAUGAAGAAAUGGAAACAAACUUCUAUACUGAGCAGCUGAAUGAUAUGUAUAACCUGAACAAGAAGCAAGCUUUGUUAGCGUCCUGUUACAGUUGGUAUAGCAAGAUUCUGCAAGUUACUGUACAGUUUGGCACUAUAUUAUAUGGAAGCCACCUUGUUCAGAAUGACAUAAUGACAUCCGGUAAUCUAAUCACUGUGUUCUUAUAUCAGGUUAUGCUAACUGAUAAUUUUCAGAACAUCACCUCUACGUUUGCUGGAUUGAUCCAAGGAAUUGCCAUAGCACAAAACAUAUUUCAGAACAUCAAGAGUAAAUCGACUUGGCAAAAAACUGGAAGCUUUAUUCCAGAAACUCUGAAUGGUGAAUUCACAUUUAGAAAUGUUACUUUUGCAUACCCUAAUAGGCCACUCAACCAAGUUUUAAAAAACAUAUCUUUCACCCUAUGUCCCUGUGAAAUAACAGUUCUGGUGGGUACUUCAGGAAGUGGAAAGACCUCUUGUAUGCAGCUGCUGAAGAAUUUCUACACCCCACAGAUUGGGACAAUUCUACUGGAUAAUCGGCCACUUGAGGAAUAUGAUAAUAAUUACCUUCAUGCCAAGAUUGCUAUGGUUGGUCAGGAGCCAAUGUUAUUUGCACGUUCAAUACAAGAAAAUAUCGCCUAUGGACUCCAAGGGUGUUCCAUGGAUGCAAUAGUGAAGGCUUGCAAAUUCGCUAAUGCACAUGGAUUUAUCACUGAACUAAGUGACAGCUACAACACAGACAGCGGAGAGAAAGGCACACAACUGUCUGGUGGACAGAAGCAAAGAAUAGCCAUUGCUCGAGCACUAGUUCGUAAACCUCAGAUUUUACUGCUAGAUGAAGCCACAAGUGCGCUGGAUGGAGAAAGUGAAGAUAAAAUCUAUCAAGAACUGAAAAAGUUGAAGAAACACUGCACCAUAAUAAUUGCAUCACAUUGUUUAAGUAUUGCCAAAAUUGCACAGAAAAUAAUUGUCAUGGACAAGGGCACAGUGGUGGAGCAAGGGAACCAUAAGGAAUUAAUGAAGAAAGAAGGUGUCUAUUUUAGAAUGGUGAAAAAGAAAAUGUCUGGGGCACAAUCUAAUUGAUACUCAUCCAAAUCCAAUCAGGAUCACUGAAGAAAAUGUGAAAACUGAGAAUAAUAAGUGGAUUAAAAUAAGCCAUUACUGCACUAGUACUGCGAUGGUUAAGGAUUACUUCCUACUGCUGCUAAAGCAUGGCAAAUAUUUGGAGAAGAUUUAGCCUUGGACAAUUUUUGGAGAUUGCAUACAUUAAGCUUUCCUCCAACUCUCAAAUCAUAGUGAUCCAUUUUGUUGUAAAUUACCUUUAAAUGGACUGUGUAAUGGAAAAUUUUAGUUUGAUUCUAUCAAGCUAAUGGAAAAAGUUCAGAAUGUAAACGUCAAUAUAUAUGAAGAAGGGAGUGGGAGGAAGUGGAGUGUUUUUCACUACAUCCUCUACAUGAAGAAGUUUUGCUUUCUCUUAUUCAAAUCUAUGUGUUCUUCUUGACGUUUAACUUAUAUUGCUUUACAAACGUAAAUUCAUUGUCAGAAUUUAUCAAUCUGCCAAGGUCCUUUUUUGGAGAAAUUAUAUCUUUAAUGUGAAAUUAUUUGAGGACAAUAAAUAAAGAAGCUCACCACUUUCACUGUCUAUGUAACACACAGCACAGUAAACAAUACCUUGGAGUUGUGGAGGGGGACGCAGUCAUAGGUUUAGUAGUUUGGAGAUGAGUUUGUUCGGAAUUAUGGUGUUGAAGGCAGAGCUAGAAUCAAUAAAUAGGAGUCUGACUAAGGUGUCUUUGUUAUCCACCUGUUCCAGAAAUUAGUGUAGGAUGGCCGAUGAAGGCAAGCAUGCCAAUAUGCCUUGCUCACCAACCUGUCUACCUGUGUUGCAAUUAACAUUCAUGGUGCCCUCCCUAAACUCACUAGCUUCCAUUUCCUUCCCCACAGUAAAUGCAGAUAUGAAGUAUUCAUUCAAGACCUCACUCAUUUCCUGUGGUUGCAAACAUAGAUCACCAUACA
Molecule: messenger RNA, 3393 nt
Organism: Pristis pectinata (smalltooth sawfish)
Lineage: Eukaryota; Metazoa; Chordata; Chondrichthyes; Rhinopristiformes; Pristidae
Product: ABC-type oligopeptide transporter ABCB9-like
Exons: 12
Coding region: 208-2463 (751 amino acids)
Biological process (GO): transmembrane transport
Cellular component (GO): membrane
Molecular function (GO): ATP hydrolysis activity; ATP binding; ABC-type oligopeptide transporter activity
Source: RefSeq, a predicted model, not a curated record